This is a messenger RNA of Linum trigynum, 2439 nucleotides long. The record is from the annotation of a GenBank genome assembly. Lineage: Eukaryota; Viridiplantae; Streptophyta; Magnoliopsida; Malpighiales; Linaceae.
CCUACAUCCAGAAAACAUAACUUUCUUUUCCCCCUUUCUGUUCUUCUUCCUUAACCCUUUCCAACGCUCUUCCUCAUCAAAUAGGUUUGGCGACGAGAACAGAGGAGAAGGAAGGUCGGGGAUUGGUACGAGGGAGGAUCUCGGAGGUGAAGUAGGAGUUCAGGGGUCGGAGGUAGGAUUCUGUGAUCGGGGUGUUAACCCUUUCCAUCACUAUUAACCCUUUGAACCCACAAGAAAGGCUGGAAGUAGGAGUCGAAGGCUAAGGCGUCGGAAGUAGGAGUCAGAGGCCAAGGCGCCGGAGAUCAGGGUGAACAUCUGAGUUGCCGAGGGCCACCACAUCCAUCCAGCGGAGCUUCAUUGUCGACCCCAAAUCCCCACCAACGGAGUAGUCUCAGCCGACCCCAAAUUCGAUCCAACAUCUUCAGCCCCAAUCGCCGCCAAUGAAAACCACUGGAUUAAUCAUUGUAUUGCAUAUUCCACCCUGUCCUUCUCAUCGGUAAGUUCUCUAAAUAUUAGGAAUUUUUUUCUUUAUUUAUUUUGAAAUUGGUUUGGGAUAAAAUUCUAGAUUCUUGUUUUAGGGAUUUUUUUUUUGUCGUUGGUGUGCUUUGGGUGCACGUUGGAACCCAGCCGACUUCUGGCCGUUGGGCGGCACUACCUGUCUUUCAGAAAAUGUAUUGUUGUUCAUCUUGAUCUCCCUUCUUCAACUGCCCAAGUCCAAAACAACAGUUGGUGCUACUUAUAAGAAGGCACAAGAGUACAAUUGGUGUGAAUUUGUACUUAGUUGGUUGUGUAAGUGUGCAAAAAAAGUGGAUAAAGCAUUGAGUGGUUCGGGAGAUGUUGGGGGUUAUGGUGGUUGCAUUGUGUUGCUCCAGGUUAGUAAUUUAGUAAAGUACAUCAUUAAUUAUAUUAUCAUGAAGUAUAUGAUAUUAAUACUUGCAUGUUAGUUGUGCGGAUAUUCUAUUUUGAUAGAAUUGAUAUAGGGAGAGCCAUUCAAUGGAAUGAAAGCCCUAGAAUAACAGUUUUGGGGGAUGAAGAGAAGAAUUUAGUGAUACAGAUUGAUCGUGGGAAGAGUAAGGACUUUGACAAUGGUUAGGUAAAUUAUUUGAUACAAGUGAUGGAGUUAAAAAUUGUACUUGAUUAAGUAUUUACUACAUAGUGUAAAUGCUAAUUAUUAAUAUGUUAUUUGAGAUUUAAAUAUGGCAUAUUGUGUAUGGAGAAAAACAUCCGGCAAUGACUAGAGUAGGAAACUGGGAGAAGAUUCGAAGGAAUUGCCAGAGAACAAUUAUAGAGCGUGAGGGACACAUUGGGAAGGAAGGUGAUAAAGUUGAUGAACAUAUAGUUGAUGAUCGAGACCAAUCAACAAGGGAGAAGCAAGUUAUUGAAGUUGAUGAUCAAGAUAACCAAGCAAGUGAGAAUGAAGAUGUAGAGGUUGAGAAUAUAAUUAAUGAUGAAGAGCAAUAAGAUAUAGAGAAGAAUGCCAUUAAUCUGGAUAGUGGUGGUGGAUGUGGAACAAGUAUUCCAAGGAAGGGAUGUCCUGAAGAGAUAUUCGAGGUUAGUAUUGAAGAUGAGGUUGAAAGUGGUUCCAAGGUGGAUGAAGAUGGAGGUGGUACUAGUGAAGUUAGUAAUAUAAUACACAACAAACCUCGUAGAAGGACUAAAAAUUCCCAUUGUCAGGUAUCACCAUUCAUUUCACAGCCAACUAUGGUGAGGACUCAACAUACAACAGCUGAAAAAAAGAUAAUAGAAUACUUGCAAAGUAAACCAAAGGAGUAAGUAAUUUUGAAUUCUCUUUUUGCAUUGAUCUGUUUAUUAAUAUUUGGAUCUUUUACUAAAUGGUACUUUUUGUUUGUUUUUUAGGAUGAAAUCGGAGUUGAUCAUCAAAACUGAAAUUAGCAAAUUAGAUGUACUCGAUUUCAAAUUAUGGGUUAAACCUCGUAGUUGGGCAUCUAAUAGAGUGAGUUACAUCAUUCUAGACAUCUCACGGUGAUAGUAAUAUUUGUAAGUAUAGAGUAAAUCUACUUGUUAGCUAAUGUAUAAAUAUGAUUGUUGUAGAUAAUUCGUGUUGCUGGUUGGCUUACAAUCCAUGAUUGGAAUGGGAGAAAUCGUACUCCACUUCUUCAUUAUUUGCUAAUUGAGUGGAUGAGUUUGUUAAUUGUCUUUUUACUUAUGUGUGGUGCUUUAGUCAUGGAUGUUGACAUACAAUGAUGAGGGUGAUUCCGAUGGGGCUACACGAUACAUGAACAAUACCAUUGAGAAGAUGUGCAAUGAUUGGCAUUAUGUAUAUAAGCUGCAGUCUUGUAGUCAUGUAAGUAGCAGCGUUACAAUGAGAAUGUCAAUUUUAUAUGGCCAAUUGUUUGUGAUUGUUUGUUUCAUUAUGAUAACACAACUCGUUUUUUAGAUCUACUUCCCAAUUUUAUACAAUAAACAUUGGUGUUUAUA